Molecule: messenger RNA, 2047 nt
Organism: Lolium perenne
Lineage: Eukaryota; Viridiplantae; Streptophyta; Magnoliopsida; Poales; Poaceae
Source: RefSeq, a predicted model, not a curated record
UCUAGCCUGCUCGUUAUGGUGCCUCCCAUCCCAUAGUCCCAUGGCUGCCAAGCGCCUCUGCUCGCUAGUCGCUAGGGUUAGAAAUUAAGGGCAGCGGGGGAGGCGAGCGGGAAGGCACAGCAGCGCCGCCGCCGCAGCCCGCAGGCACGGUUACACGGGCACGGGGCACCUGUCGGCGGUGCGGCCCGGAGGUCCAUCGACCGCCGACCAGCAACCGAUUGGGGACAUACUCGUCAAGAGGAGAGCAUGAAGGGCGGGCCUGGUGCAGCGGUAGAGCCUCACCGCCUGUGACCGAGAGGUCCCAGGUUCGAGUCGCGGUCUCCUCACAUUGCAUUUCGUGAGGGUAAGGCUUGCCACUAAUACCUUCCCCAGACCCCGCACAGUGCGGGAGCUCUCAGCACUGGGUACGUCCUUUUUAAUAACGAAGGAGCACAUCACGAUCUUUGGUUACAAGAUUGCCAUAUGUCUUAGUGCUCUCGCGCCGGUAUAGCGCCGUGCUCCGGAACACUAUUGUAUAAAUUUUAUGUACAGUUUGUAAAAUAAAAAUGGUUAACUGGCCAACUGUUAAUGAAAAAAUGUUCAUAAAUAUGAAAUGUAAUUGUUCAUAUAUGCCAAAAAAAAUUAUGUAUAAAUAAUUCCUUUCGAAGAACUUUUGAUUUUUUUUUUGAUGGAAAAACAUAUUGCAUGACUAUCUGGAUCCGUUUGUACGCACCUUGCACUAAAUUCAGCUUAAUUUUAUUGUACAUAGAAGGUGUUUUAGCCAAGACAGAGAGCUAGAAUCAAGCCGCACCGCACGUCGUCAUCAGAGCGCGUCUGCUCCGUUCCUGGGAUGGAAUCCCAACAGGCGACCAAGCCCAAGGCCGCAAGAGCAACAGCGACUCGCCGGGGCAGCCUCCUGGAAGAGAUCGUCGUCUGGGAGAUCCUCGUCCGCCUCCCCCCAAAACCCCUCCUCCGCUGCCGCGCCGUCUGCCGCGCCUGGCGCCGCAUCACCUCCGCCCGCGAUUUCCUCCUCGCCCACCACGACCACCAGCCCAGCCUUCCCAUUUUCUCCGGCCACAACCCGUGGAUCCGCGGUGUCCAGCGCCACAAUAUCCUCGCCUUCGACCCGCGGGCCGCCACCGACGGCGACCGGCUCCACGCCGUCGCACAGCUCGACGACGUCUUCUACCCGAAGGCCUCCUGCGACGGCCUGCUCCUUCUCCACAAGUUGGGCUCCAUCGGCUCCAGAUCCCGCCUCUCCAUCUGCAACCCAGCCACGCGUCAGCAUGCUCCCCUCCCCGGGCCACCGUGGAGCUUCAGCACCAUGGGGAUGUACCCGCACCGCCCCACCGGCGAAUACCGGCUGUUGCUGCAGCGGGAGAGGUGCGUUGUAGCAGAUCCGGCACCUAAUAAAAAUCAAACUGGCUGCUACGUCUUCACACUGGGCUCCCACCAGCCACCGAGGUACAUUGGGUGGCCGGAGACGGCGUCGUGGAUCUUCAAUGUACCUGUCUGGACACACGAUUGCCUUCAUUGGUACCCGGUGUAUUAUCCCGAGAGCGACAGCAACCCGUAUGACCCUGCGCGUGGAAUCAAAUUCAUGGUGUUCGACACCAUAGCCGAGUCUUUCCGGGAGAUGCACCAACCAGUGGUUUCCCACUACUCAUACAUCUUUGACAUGGGUGACACCCUCGGCAUCUACACCCGUGACCAUUCCGCUCAAGUUGUUGAUAUACGGGUGCUGCAGGACUACGACAGCGAGGUUUGGGACUUGAAGUACCGAAUCAAGCUGCCGGUUGCAGAAAUCAAGAGGUGGGUUGAAGACUCUGAUGAUAACUAUAACUACAGGGAUUCGGACGUUAUCUCGGUGGAUGGUGGCGUGCUCCUUCUGGUCACGGUUUCUGAGUGGCUGUUUCACGUUGUUAGUGAUGGAAAAUUGGUUAGCAGCUUCUAUCGUGGCCGCGAUGGCCUCUGUAUGCAUGGAUGCCGGCUCAAGCAAAGUCUUGUUCAGCAUGCCUUCUUCCCGGCUCUAGAAGGUUAUGCUGUGAAUGCUUCACCAUUCAUCUGA